Molecule: messenger RNA, 315 nt
Organism: Encephalitozoon hellem ATCC 50504
Lineage: Eukaryota; Fungi; Microsporidia; Unikaryonidae
Product: zinc finger domain-containing protein
Exons: 1
Coding region: 1-315 (104 amino acids)
Source: RefSeq, a predicted model, not a curated record
AUGCCCAGAAAUGAUACAAAACAAAAAAAAAGGAGAAAGAAUAGAAAUAGACUAAGAAUAAAGAGAGCCAGGGUCUUUGGAUCAAAAGAUGUUGACCAGGUGAAGGCUCAGGCCAGCAAUCCCAAGGCAGUAGAAUAUGAUCCAGAGCUACCAGGUUGUGGCCAGUUCUACUGCUAUGAAUGUGAUAGACACUUUAUUUCAGAAGACGUCCUAGUUGGGCAUAGGAAGUCCAGCUUGCACAGAAAGAGGGUUAAGGAGGUAAGAGAGGAGGCCCAUUCCCAAAGAGAUGCUGAAUGGGCUGUCGGGUUGGCUUAA